Molecule: messenger RNA, 771 nt
Organism: Ramularia collo-cygni
Lineage: Eukaryota; Fungi; Ascomycota; Dothideomycetes; Mycosphaerellales; Mycosphaerellaceae
Exons: 1
Coding region: 1-771 (256 amino acids)
Source: RefSeq, a predicted model, not a curated record
AUGCUUUGUCUCGGCAAACGACCGGGUAUCGCUCAGCAGUUCAAAAUCACCACCACCACCAUGUCUCACCCACAGCCUUUGAGCUAUUCAGCGGCAUUGGGCCAAGGCGCCUCCUCUUCGCAGCCGAACACGGCUUCUCGCAAAGAAGUUCAACCUUCUGCACCUGUCAGCCGCCAACCCGAGCCAGUACGCCCCGCAAAGCGUUCGCCAUCGCCCUCUCAUGUGCCUCGAACUAGCGCGACAGAAGACGAUGUAUUUGUCUUGACACUCCUGACCGACCGCGCACAUCACGACCGUAUGACUGCGCUGAGAAAGAAAUACUUCCCUUCAAAGAUCAACAAGCUUGCCGCACACUUGACUCUGUUUCACGCAUUGCCGGGAAGUAAGCUGGAAAGUAGCAUUUUGCCUACCAUUAAAGAGCUUGCCGGUCAGACUGCCCCGUUCCAUGUCCGAGCAGAGUCUCCUUUUCGCAUGAAAAAGGGCUUUGCAGUCUCGAUAUCUGAGGGUGGCAAGCAGGGUGGUGAAAUACACAGAGCACUGCAGGGCCCAUGGAAAGCCGAAGGGUUCCUCAGCGACCAGGACGCUGGUGGUGCACGACUCCACUACACUUUGAUGAACAAGGUGGAUGAUGAAAACGCCGUCUCGAGUGCAUAUCAAGAGCUGGUCGAGAAUUGGCGUGGUGAUGGAGGCAUGGUGGAGGGUCUCGCUCUUUGGAGAUACGAGCGAGGGUAUUGGAAAUGGGUGAGGAAGUUCGACUUCGAUCAUGCAUGA